This is a messenger RNA of Telopea speciosissima, 1986 nucleotides long. RefSeq names its product probable magnesium transporter NIPA8. Lineage: Eukaryota; Viridiplantae; Streptophyta; Magnoliopsida; Proteales; Proteaceae. Gene Ontology annotation, molecular function: magnesium ion transmembrane transporter activity. The coding region runs from base 430 to 1767 and encodes 445 amino acids. The transcript has 14 exons. Gene Ontology annotation, biological process: magnesium ion transport. The record is from RefSeq and is a predicted model, not a curated record. Gene Ontology annotation, cellular component: membrane.
UCUCUAUCUCUCUGCAGUCGGACCAAAGACGUUUUGUUGUCUUCCAUCGUUCAUUAGUCUGGUUCUGGUCUCUUCGAUCUUCCAGUUCUUUAGGCUCUGAUAUUUCUUCCUCGGAGAGAUUUAUCAGUUGAACUUCUCUCACUUCCGUUUCUUUAACGAAGAACCGCUCCUUCGUUCCUUCAUAGUCAUUUCCCGUUAUCCUCGUUUCUCCCAAUCCAUCGAUAGAGGGUUCUAUUUUGUUCACAGCUGAUGAAUCGGCUGCUAUUCUCCAAUCCUGUGAGCAGUAGUCCAAAAUCAAGGGCCUUGAUCCCAGCUUAAUUGGAAUCUGCUAUGCUGAUUAGUUGUUCCCUCGACGACGAUGACCAUCAAAUUUACUGAGACUGGAUCCGUUUUCAGCUGCACAUAGGUUCUCUUUAAUAUCUGCAUUCCAUGGGGGAGUGGGUUAUUGGGGCCUUUAUCAACAUCUUUGGUAGCAUAGCUAUAAAUUUUGGGACAAAUCUUCUCAAGCUGGGUCAUGACCAGAGAGAAAGGCUCUCUAUGCUAGAUAGUGAUGGAGCCACAAGCAAACUUGUCUCGAAGCCAAUUAUAUACUUCCAGACUUGGAGAGUUGGUCUUCUAUUUUUUGCUUUGGGGAAUUGUCUUAACUUCAUUUCCUUCGGUUAUGCUGCUCAGUCACUUCUUGCAGCCCUCGGAUCCAUUCAAUUCGUAUCAAACAUUGCAUUCACAUACUUUGUUUUGAACAAGAUGGUGACUGUGAAGGUACUGGUUGCCACAGCUUUUAUUGUUGUUGGAAAUGUCUUUCUGGUUGCUUUUGGCAACCAUCAGUCACCUGUUUACACUCCAGAGCAGUUGGCAGAGAAGUACAGCAAUGUAAUAUUCCUUCUUUAUUGCCUUAUUUUGAUCUUGGUGGUUGCUGUGCAUCAUUCCAUUUACAGGAGGGGAAGACUUCUGCUUGCCAUUUCUGGACAUGACAUUAGCCAUUAUUGGCACAUGCUACUGCCCUUUUCCUAUGCUGUAGUUUCUGGUGCUGUAGGAUCAUGCUCAGUGUUGUUUGCAAAAUCCCUGUCCAACCUGCUCAGAUUGACAAUGUCCAAUGGUUAUCAGUUGCAUAGCUGGUUCACAUACUCAAUUCUGUUUUUGUUUCUUUGUACAGCUGGGUUUUGGAUGGCAAGGUUGAACGAAGGAUUGUCACUCUUUGAUGCGAUCCUUAUUGUCCCUACGUUUCAAAUAACUUGGACCUUCUUCUCUAUUUGUACAGGAUUUGUGUACUUCCAGGAAUAUCAGGUCUUUGAUGCAUUAAGGAUAACAAUGUUUAUACUGGGAAUGCUGUCUGUCUUCAUAGGCAUUUCUUUGCUGGCACCUGAUGAGUCAAAAGUUGGCGAGGCCAAGGAUUCUUCUUCUUUGGGUUCUUCAACAUCUCCAAGCAUUACCACUGAUAUGGACAGGCUGCUGAAAUUGCCAUCUGAGGAGGCAGAACAUAAAGACAUGGGUUCAUUUUGGCAAGCGAUUUUGACAAAAGCUAGAUCAGUAGUAACCAAGGCAAAGACUGCUUGUACUUCAUUAGGCCUAGGAGAUGAUUCCAUCAGUGCAUCUUCGGUUCUUGUAAUGCCCAUGGUGUCUUCAAGGAUGACGGGAUUUAGAGGAACAGGUAUUGAACGGACUAAGCUUUUAUCCUUGAAAAGUGGUGGUUGGAAUAGGAUUGCAAUGGAUGAGGAAGGUGUGACAAUGUUGGAGACAAGUUCCAUAAUCUCACAAAACCAUGGGUAGAGGUAGCAAUAAAUCAUAAAGUUCAUUGAAGACAAUUUUUUUUUAGUUUCUUUCAUUGUAUCAUGAUUGUAUAGAAAAUGGUUCUCUCUUUGUCCUCUCUUUUUCCUUUGAUUUUCUUCUUGUUGCCCCCUUCCUUGUUCUUGUUGUCUCAAGGUGUAAUUGAUCAAAUCAAUGAUAUCAUACUCUAUGCAGUUUUUAUUUCUGGGUUCCCGUUAAUUU